Salarias fasciatus (jewelled blenny) is the source of this 2676-nucleotide messenger RNA. Its product is annotated as endothelial zinc finger protein induced by tumor necrosis factor alpha-like. The record is from RefSeq and is a predicted model, not a curated record. The transcript has 6 exons. Bases 62 to 2056 code for a protein of 664 amino acids. Lineage: Eukaryota; Metazoa; Chordata; Actinopteri; Blenniiformes; Blenniidae.
AAGCCGAGCUGUCUUCGGGUAAAUUCGGAAAGUGUUCGUGUUGACUCGGAGCUUCGCUGACAUGAAGCACGAUGAGGCGUCCAGAGCCGCGGAGCUGCGCCGGUUUGUCGCCGACACUCUCUCCGCCGCCUCCCGGGAGAUCCUGGCGGCUGUCGACAGGCUCGUGGCCGAGCUGGAGGAGGAGGCUGCCGGCUUCAGGAGGCAGGUCACCCGGCAGCAGAGGCAGCUGGAGGUCCGCUCCGUUGGUGCUAAAUGCAGGAGGAGCUCCAGUCCUGCUGAGGAGAACCCGGACUUGACCUCUCCAUCCAGGUCGUCACCUCCGCAGCGUCGGAACGGAAGAAGGACGUCCGGCACGCGUCGGGACCAGGAGAAGAAGAACCACAUCCAGCUCAGGGUCCGGGUCCUGGACGACCCUCAGACCGCCGUCCUGUCCAGCAGCGUGCUGAAGAGAUGUCCGGUUCGGGAGCUGCGCUGCCGUCCGGACCUGCAGGAGGCCGACUUCGCCCUCCUGCUGAGGACCUCCUUCCCUCAGCUGGCCGCGGGAGACCGAGCCUUCGACGUGCUGACGUCGGACCGCCGGAGGAGGCUGCGGCCGCUGGAGCUGCGGCGUCUGACGCCCGGGGAAAUCCACCGGAGCGCCGGCAGCAGCUCCUGCAGGAGGUGCACCGUCCACAUCCGCCUGAAGGAGGAACCUGCAGGCGUCUGCGAUCAGCCGACCGGCAGCUCCGUCAGCGGCCCUGAAGCCGGCGAGGAAACCUGCCGACGGCUCAGUGAAUCUGUUCCUGAGGUCAAAGGUUCCGGAGCCGGGAAUUCGUCUGAGACCGAGAUGGAACCAAGUGAUGAAGUUCAGGAGACGUCUGGACCAGCUGUGACCUCUGGAACGGAGAACAACGGAACCGAUGAAGGAGAACCCAGCAGGAACCGGAGACCAGAACGGAGUGAAGACAAACCCAACAGGAGACCAGUUGGACUCCAGCUGGGACCUGCUGGACCUGUUGAUCCUGGUAGACCUGCUGGAUCUAAUGGACUGGAUGGACCUGCUGGUCCUCUGGAACCUGCUGGACCUCCAGAACCUGCUGGACCUCCAGACCCUGCUGGUCCCAGUCAGAUGGAUCUGGAGGAGGAGGUCUCUGAAGUCUCCUGUAGACUCUGCCGGUCUGUCCUCGGCUCGGAGGCGGCGCUGGUCCGACACGUGUGGAGUCUCCACGCCAGUGAAUCAGUCUGCGGCGUUUGCGGAGAACCUUCGGCGUCCGUGGAGCUGCUGAAGGAUCAUCUGCAGGACCAGCACCGAUGCAGCGGCAAGCCGCUCCCGGCGGUUCCUCACUCGGCGGCGGCGGCGCUGACGGGCGAGGAGGACCUGCAGGAGGAGCGCCACCGCUGCUACAUCUGCCACCAGGAGUUCCCGCUGAGGGAGCAGCUGAAGACCCACCGCCGCACUCACAGGAACAGGAAGUCGCAGCAGUGCGGCGUGUGCGGCAAGUCCCUGAGCGACUACCGCUCGCUGUCCCGCCACAUGAUGAUCCACUCCGAGGAGCGGCCGCACGGCUGCCGGCUCUGCGGGAAGCGCUUCAAGCUGGCCGGGACCCUGAGGCAGCACGAGAAGAUCCACACGGACCGCCGGCGCUCGCACCUCUGCCACGUCUGCUGCAAGAUGUUCCUGACCGGCCGGCAGCUGCACGACCACGUGAUGACGCACGGCGAGGAGAGGCUGCACCGCUGCGGCCGCUGCGGGAAGGCCUUCGUCAAGAAGGGCGCGCUGACGGCGCACAUGCGCGUCCACACCGGCGAGACGCCGUACCGCUGCCCGCACUGCGGCUGGGCCUUCCGGUGGAAGAACAACCUGGCGGAGCACCUGAGGGUCCACUCGGGCGUCAAGCCCUACGUGUGCGGGAUCUGCGGCAAGGCGUGCGCCCGCAAAGUCUACCUGACCGUGCACAUGAGGACGCACAGCGGCGAGCGGCCGUACAAGUGCUCCGUGUGCCAGAAGGUCUUCACCCAGGGCCACUGUCUGAAGACUCACAUGAGGAGCCACCAGGGGGCGCCGGCCGCACCCUGACCGAGCUCCUGCUGGUCACGUUCUGCCGUCAGCACCUCACUGCUCCUCACAGGAAAACAAAAUAAAAUUAAAAGCAUUUGAUCUCACGUUUAAUGGAGUUCAGUUUUCUUCCCUUCUCUUCGGCUUUAUGUUUUCUGAGAACAUUCUCCCGUUAGAGUAAAUAUCCCUGUUGGAGUCAGGAAAUAGGACCAACAGUCGUUGCCCCGCCGCUCCCCUCCUGCUAUUGUUAGGUAAACCUGUUGAGCUACUGCCGUUCUAGCAGUCUUGUACCACUAAGUGGCGCCUUGUAAGUGCAAGUUUUCCAACAGUUUUACUGAUAUUGUCGUUAAUCAGACAGCAUGAAAAGAGUAUAAUUGCAAUGAAUUUCCUUGAGCAUAUCGUCCAUCCAGAAGGCAGUGGAAAGUCUUGAUCCCUGGAACAUUUAGAACUGUUCUACACCUCCAUCAGUUUGGGCAGUUCUUAUAAAACACAAUUAAUCUUCACCAACAGUUCCAUACCAGAAUUAGUUCCAUUGCUCUUUUGCUCCUUUUCGGGCAGUUUUGGUGUUGUUUGACUGUCCUGCAAUGAUAAAGUGCAAAAUGGUUCAUUUUGCUAAUUCUUCUUCUGACUUCUUGUUUUGU